GGAAAACCCAAUGAAUGCCAUGAUAACAUAUGGACAAAUAGUCCUAUAAACGUUUUACACACUGGGAAACUAUAAAUAAUUCAUUGAACCUCUCGCGUGUCGGGUGGCUGUAGUGUAAUGUAGUUUUACUAGUGUUGUCAAGGAAGCUUCGUGACUUUUUCGGAAUACAUUAACUCAUUAAGAAUAAGUACUGCAUUUAAACACAUUUGCUUUGGGUAUAAAAUCGACCAAGCCACGAUGUGUGAUCACUCAAGACCAACUGUUCCUAACCCAGAUCUUGAGGUAGAGGAAACUCUUCGUCGUCUUACAUCAGUUCCUAUCAGCAGGCACACAAGCCUACCGUCGGGUGAUCAAGACCUCAGUGGUAGAAAAGGAAUACCGUUACACGCUUCACUUUGCUCCAACUCCACCAAAAUCCGGUCAUUUUCUGUAGAUUCAUACAGAUCAAAGAACUUAUAUGACUCUAGUAAUUCAAAUAACACAAAAGAUUAUAACAGCUACCACAAUCACCCAUUAACAUUAAACGGAGACAUGACGGGAUCAAAACUUUGUAGCAAAAACAAAACUGUUAAUGAAGAUGAUUCAGCUAUUCCAAUAGAAGAUAAAGAGGAAUUGCCGUUAGAAAAAGAGAAAUAUAAUGAUGAUUUUAUUGCAAAGGAAAUGGCGGCACAGUACAAAAAAAUAAUAGAGCAUUUAGGAGAAGACCCAUCCAGACAAGGUCUUUUGAAAACCCCAGAAAGAGCAGCCAAGGCUAUGAUGUUUUUUACAAAGGGCUAUAAGGAGAAUAUUGCAGAUGUGCUCAACGAUGCCGUGUUUGAUGAGAACCAUGAUGAAGUUGUCAUAGUCAAGGACAUCGAGAUGUUUUCUCUGUGUGAACAUCAUCUGGUCCCAUUCAUGGGGAAGGUGCAUAUUGGAUAUCUGCCAAACAAUAAAAUUCUAGGCCUUAGUAAAUUAGCAAGAAUUGUUGAAGUCUACAGCAGACGUCUCCAGGUCCAAGAACGCCUAACUAAACAGAUUGCCUUAGCCAUCACAGAAGCCAUACAGCCCUCAGGGGUGGGCGUGGUUAUAGAAGCCAGCCACAUGUGUAUGGUGAUGAGAGGUGUACAGAAACUCAACAGUAAGACCAUCACAAGCACAAUGCUGGGGGUCUUUAGAGAUGACCCCAAGACGAGAGAAGAAUUUCUGUCUUUGACUCUAGCCAAGUAGCUGUCACCAUUUGAUCUGGCAACAGUGUAGCAUUAGAUAGCUAGAAAGGGCUGUAAAAGUUUAUUGUAAUCUCAUCAAAGUAUUUCUAGCAAGUUUAGGGAACAUUAGUUAUCUGUGGUGGUGGUUUUGUUGGUUUUUGUUUUAUAAAAGACUCGUACAUUUUUUUUUUUUUGCAUUUAUUGUUCAAUUAACUUUACCGGUAUUUGUGUAUAAAAUUCAUGGGACUCAUAAUCAAAUAAUUAAAUUCAUAUCAUAAUUUUACAUUUUUUUUUUUUUGCUUUUUGUUGGCUGAAAAUAACUUGUAUUUUUUAUUUCAUAAUUUUACUAAUUUAAAAAAAAAAUAAUGUUUGAAGUAAAAAACUUUCUAAAUUUAUUCAAAUAUCCUGUAUACAAAAUAAAAAUUCUCUUAAAUUUUUUACUUUUUAAUCUGUCAUUACAAGUAAAAAUAGUCAAACUUGGCCAGAAAGUGUAUUUAAUGAAAUGUUGUGUUCUUUUUAUUUUGUGUAUUAUUUUUGCUUCACUGCUGCAAAUUAAACAUGAGCUUUAUGAUGAAACAGCAUUUAUGCCAUCUUAAUAUUUAUAAGCCCUAGUUGUUUUAGUGAGUUGACACUGUUAAAAUCAAACAUUAAGCUUGUAUUAAGCAUGUAGUAAGCAAUAUACUGGUAAAGUUUGAUGAGCUUUACUCACUUUAAAAGCUGUAGGGUAAAUCAAAAAGCUAUUUAUAUCUUCAUUUAUGUCUCAUUUGUGUGAUUAACUUGAAGCAUAAUAAAUAUUCAUGUACUUUAUUCAAAAUGUUUAUUUUCUAUUUAAUUAUUCAUUAUUCUUUAUACAUUCCUUGAAAACAUUCAUUUACAAAGUUCACUUUGUGAUAAAAGGUUGCCCAGUGCUAAAUAUAAUUUACAAAUAUUAUUCAAAGAAAAUCUCAUAUUUAACUUUUUCACCAUUUUCAGAUCUUUUAUUCAAAUUUUGAACUGAUUAUAGAGGUUCAAACCAGUUGUUUUGUUGUGUUCAAUCAAAAACUUUGUUUAAUAACACUCAAAAUUUUGAUGUUGGUGUUGCAUCAAAAUUAACAUUCCAUUCCAUUAUUAUAUUUUAAAUAAAAGAAUUUUUUUCAUUAGAUUUUUAAAAAUGUCCACUUUUAUUUUCAAACUGUUUGCUAUUAUGAAGCAAAUUAUAAUGUAACACAUUUUGAACCAGAGUAAUUUCUUUCUAUUAUUUACAAAAUGUACUAUAUAUAAUAUGUUUAUGACACUGAAAAGAUGUAUUUAUCUUCUAUUAUUCAAUAAAGACAUUUUUAAUAUAACCUCAACAUAUCUCAAGCACAUCUGUGAAAAAAAAAAUUUAAAGUGUAAUUCUAUUGGUAUUGAAGAUACAUAGGUGAUAGAUACUGUUUGUGUAGUGAACUAGACUGCUUUUUAUACCUUCUGCUUCCUUUCAUGUUAGAUGUAUUAACAUGUCAUGGAUACAUACACAUUCAUAUUGCUGUUGUAUAUUAAAGUGAUUGGACUUGGAUAAUUGACACAAAAUGAUCAUUGAAUUAGACAUCCUUUAUUGUGUAAUGUGUCAAAUGUGUGCCUAUACAGCUAUGUUCCCUGGAUUGUAUGUAGCAAAUCUAUUGAUGUUAACAUAUGAUUUAUUGUUUGAGAUGUAUACAUUUUGAGCUCUUAACUAAUAUUAGGUGUACCAAUGUGUACAUGAAAUUUUACAGUCAACGAUCUAAUGUACACAAUAGGUUCAUUCUUAUAUAUAACAUGCUGCACUUAUACAUUACUUCAUUAGAAAAAAAAAGU
Molecule: messenger RNA, 2996 nt
Organism: Physella acuta
Lineage: Eukaryota; Metazoa; Mollusca; Gastropoda; Physidae
Product: GTP cyclohydrolase 1
Biological process (GO): tetrahydrofolate biosynthetic process; tetrahydrobiopterin biosynthetic process
Cellular component (GO): cytoplasm
Molecular function (GO): GTP cyclohydrolase I activity; zinc ion binding; GTP binding
Source: RefSeq, a predicted model, not a curated record